CGCGGGGUGGCUCCUUGCGGCCACGCGCCGCGUUACGUCAACACUAAAAAGUAAUCAAACAUGGGUCAGAUCGUCGGAGCUGAAUGCUCACCUGACGAUGAAGAAGAAGAACCUCGCAUCCAUGUAAAUCCCACAGAGCGUUCACUGACGGAAAGCGAAACAUCUUGCGAAGAAGCGGCGCGGUUAACCGCAGAGGGGGCUGAUGAUGAUGACGAGGCGUACGACUAUGGAGAGCUACCACCACCACCGGACGGUGGCUAUGGCUGGGUGGUUGUGUUUGCUUCCUUUAUGUGUAACCUCGUGGUAGACGGCAUUGCAUACACCUUCGGAAUAUUUCUUCCUGAAUUAGUCACGUACUUCGGAGAAGGCAAGGGCACAGUCGCGUGGGUUGGAAGCUUGCUUUCUGGAGUAUAUUUAGCGGCCGGGCCGGUGGUAUCGGCGCUAUGCAACAAAUUCGGAUGCCGAGCGGUAUGCGUUGCCGGCUCGUUAGUGGCAGCGACGGCCUUUGUACUUUCCACACUCAGCAAAAGCGUCACCAUGAUGAUGAUUACAUACGGCCUUAUCGGAGGUAUGGGUUUCGGUAUGAUCUACCUACCAUCUGUAGUAGCGGUAGGCUAUUACUUUGAAACUCGUCGCUCCUUAGCUACGGGUAUAGCGGUGUGCGGUUCAGGGGUUGGAACGUUUAGUUUUGCUCCUUUAGCUGCUAUACUGCUGAAUGAAUUCGGUUCGUGGCAGAAUGCGAAUCUGCUGCUUGCUGGAUUAAUUUUGAACUGUGCUGUAUUCGGAGCUCUGAUGAGACCACUCGUAUAUCCAAAAACAUCUGGUGAAAAGCCAUUAUUACAAAGGAUGGCAGAAGAGAAGAGACUGCAAAUGGAAAGAGGCUCAAUUGGAGGCUCAUACUUCGUGGUACAAUUACCUGAUGGUACUAUGGAGAAAAGAUUAAAGGCGCCCUUAAACAUAGACCCUGGUGUACAUUCGUCCCUAAACUUAGAAGCUUUGGCGAGGGUACCCACCAUCCCCAACAUGCCAGGAGUACCUACGGUACCCACUCUCCCCACCAUAACUGAAUCUAGGGUGACAGAUGACAAUGGCGAGAAAAAGAAGGGCGAGAACGGCUCGGCGUCUGCGCAGAUGCAGGCGGCCAUGUCGCGCAACGUGUCGUCGCCCGCCUUCAGCGCGCAGGCGCCUGGCCUGCCCAAGAACGGCUCCGUGCCCUUCUUCGACCGCCAGCGCAAGCACAGCUCCGCCGACAGGUCAGCCAGCGAUAAGCCCGCAGAUAAGGGCGACAAGUCCGCAGAUAGAUUUAAACCGUCCUUAGCAGCAAUCAAAGCCACGUCUAAAACUUCGGUUAGCAGUCAUCGCCACGACAUGGAUGCGGAAAGCGGAGUGUACAAUUCCAAGCUAUCGGUAGCGGCCCCACGAGAACCUUCUAGAAUGGUCCGACCUCUCUCGCGGAAAGACAUCUUCUAUUCUGGAUCAGUCAUCAACCUGCCGCAGUAUCAAAGUCAAAAGUCCCUACAGGGCUACAGGAACUCUGUUCUGAGUUUACCGCAGAGUAGACAGACCGGCGAUUUGGACAGACAAGAACAGUACGACCUGUGCCCGUGCCUGUCGCUGCCCAGCUCGUUCAAGUCGGCGCUGUCGUCCAUGCUGGACGUGAGCCUGCUGCGCGACCCCGCCUUCAUGCUCAUCGGCGUGUCCAACGUGUUCGGCAUGGCCGGCCUCUACGUGCCCUUCGUCUACAUCGUUGACGCCGCGCACCUCAAUGGUGUGGAGCAAUCGCAGGCGUCGUUCCUGUUGUCAAUUAUCGGUAUCACCAACACCAUCGGUCGUAUCGCGUGUGGUUGGGUUGCCGAUUUCCCUUGGAUGGACUCGCUGCUGCUUAACAACAUAUGUUUAGUUAUUGCUACCAUUUCAGUUGCGGUAACACCAUUCUGUUCUUCAUACGCGUCAUAUGUGGCGGUCGCGAUCGCAUUUGGAAUAGCUAUUUCGGGCUACAUCUCGCUGACGUCCAUCAUCCUGGUGGAUCUUCUGGGGCUAGACAAGCUGACGAACGCGUUCGGGCUGCUGAUCCUGUUCCGCGGUGCGGCGGCCAUCGUGGGCUCCCCGCUGGCAGGCGCCGUGUACGACGCCACGCACAACUACGACGCCUCCUUUUAUAUGGCCGCCGCCUUCUUCCUUGCCGCCACGCUAACCUCCUUCGCGGCGCCCGCCUUCCGCAGGAAACCCGAGGAGAUCCAGCAGCCGUUGGACGUGCUGACGCCCAUCGACGAGGACCUGGAGGAGGGCGAGGAGGAGGACCCCGACGACACGCCCAUCACCAUGGGCGCGCACCUCGCCUCGCGCCCGCCCGCCAUCACACGCACCGCCGCCUCGCCCGAGGAGCCGCCCGCCUCCGCGCCCGCGACCGCCUCCGCCCCCGCCCCCGCCCCCGCGCAGCCGCAGCGCGAGAGCGUGCUGUGAGCUCGCUCCACGACUACGUCUCUCAAUUAUCGAAUGGAACUCUACCCCGACAUUUAAAAUUAUUUAAUUCCGUACUUACGGUAUACCUCAUUCGUUCUUCUGCUAUGCAAAAUUUUACUCUAUACAGUUUGCGUAGAUAAUUAUUAAUGUCAGUUAUAGUAAAUUUGUAAUAACCUUCCGUACAUGUACGUCCGAUACCUUAGCUAAGUAUAUUUAAAAGAAAACUGGCCUUAACUCGACUCAAAUUUAAUUCGAUUUCGUUUCUGUCGAUCGAUUGCUGAAACUAGAGGGAGGGAGUAAAUAAAAAAUUUACCCAAUGUUAUAUUUUUUUUGCGUUCGCAAAAGGGGAUCUUCUUAUAUAAAUCUAUGAGAUAAAAAGUUUAAAGUAAUAAACAGCUAGCAAAAGCGAAACGUGUGCUGAACUAACGUUCUUUAUUUAUAAUUUGUAUGACUAUUAGAUGUUGAAAUCCUUAUCGAAUUGUCGCUGUCGAAACAGCUCAAUUAACGCUGGACUUAGAUAAACUUUUUGUCACACACGACAAAAACCUCUCACCACAGUUGCCAAAAAGUUUUUAAAUAAAUAAUAAAUACUAAGUUGGUGUACAAACUGAGAUAAAGCAUCAUUUAACCUUUGGUGCAAUGUCUAUUGUAAGUAGGCACUUUAAUCUUAUCAAAGUCUUUAAGUUUACAAGCUGGGAAUGUUAAUUGAAUUAUAGUAUUAUGUUGCUAUACUUAACAAAAAUACCAGCAAAAAAAGUUUUAAGAAAUCGCAAAAUUGUCUUGAAAUAAAUAAAAUACGAUCUCAUAUUUAAGACAGUUUAUGAAUUUCUUUUAAUUUAAAUUACAAUAAAUUAAUAUUUGGACUGCCAUUGAUAAAAUUUAAAUAUUUAUAAAUAAUUAAUCGUUUAAAUGUUCAAAAAAAAACAAGUUUAAAAUUAGGAUAUAAUUUAACACCAAAAAACAUUCAGUUUAGUCUUAAAAGUAUUAUUUCUGGGAAGAGGAUAAAAAUUGGCUAUUAUUAUACAAUAAAAUAUAGCAAUGUAGUGUAUAAUAAAGAGUAUAAAGUAUUAAGGUAUAAGGUACUAAAUGUUAAAAUAGAGUGUGUUAGAAAUAGAGUUUACAAAUUUCAUCAUACGUUUUGAGUGUUUAUAAUUUGAAAAAGUUGUGAAUGCCAGGCGUUAGUUUCCGCUACAAUACAAAUAAAAAUUAAUUAUAAAGGCAAAACAUUUAAGUUUUUAACACUGUUUUUGUUUAAAAAUAGUUGUGCGAUGUUAUAAAAAAUAAGUACAUUAAGCAAUUUUAUGUUUUUUUAUUUCAUUAAAUUUAUAGUUACAAAAUCUCGUAAUAUUAUGUCUUCGUUAUAUCAACAUAUAAAAAUAUCAUCAUGCCCUUCAGGAUCUAAAUCAAAUGUGCCAUAUAAUGUUUAUAUUAUUAACAUCGCACAUAUUCCUUAAUAUAUAUAGGUUUAAAGUAUACGAUAACUUGUUCGCGAAAGGAAUAGAUGUACAUAGGUUUGUUCGUUACGAAAUACGCAACAUAAACUAACGUUUCAAUGAAAGGUCGAAGUGGUAGGCAAUUAUAACUAUUGUAGAAGUAUAAAUAGUUUGCGAGUCUCCAUUCGUAAUAAAAAUAUAGAAAACAAUAAAAAUUAUAUGAUGUUAGAUAAUAUAAGCGGUCCGUACUCAAGCAGCAAUAACAAAAGUACUUAUAGUCGGUACUUAGAAGAUAAAAUGUCGAAAUAUAUUCGUUUUCUUUGAGAUUAGACAAUAAUCGGUAAUUUUUUGCACACAUGUAUUAUAAUAUUAUGAUUAUAAAAAAAAAAAAUCGUAAAAUUAGAAAUAAUAUGAAAUGUUUAUUACAUUGUAAAUAUUAUACGUAAUUGCACUAUUGUAAAUAAACAUAGAUAGAUGGAAAAUUAAAUUUAUACUUAAAUUAAAGUUUCCUAAUCUAACGAUAUUUCCUCUAGUGUCGUAAAAUACUUGUCUAGCUCACGUUUCACGCUCACGAGCGCAUUAGUAUUUAAACUAUAGUAUUCGACUUGAACUUUAAAAGUGUAGCAAUUCUUGUAGUAUCAAAAUGGAGACUUAAAAUCUAUUAAAAACGGGCUUUACGAAGCAGUGCUCAUAAUAUCUUCUUUUAGUUUUUUAUUUAGCGAACUGUGCUCAGAAUUUUACAGUGUUGACGAACUAUAUACAUACAUAAGAGCCAUUACCGAUAUGUCAUGUUUACAGCCAAUCCUUCCAACUUCCACGACAGUCGGCGAGUACGUAAACACUCAUCGAUAGAGCUGUGAGAGUUGAGUUAAUGUUAACAUUGUUUUAUUAUUUUUCUAUCAAAUUGUCAACAUACAAAAUUAUAAUUUUGGUUUGUUUCUAUGUCUCAUAGUCUCACACAAUUAAUCUUAUUUGAAAAUAUAUCGCGUAUAUGUGUACGUAUAAUUAUCAUACUUAGGUUAUUGAACUUCGAGCUUGGCUUUCUUACUAACGAGAGAGGUAACUUGGAACUGAGCUUCUUGGCCACUCUCAAAAACUAAAUGCACUGUCAAUGGUAACUAGGUAUAAUCAAUUGCCAUAUUAUAUAAAUAGUGUUUUAUUGCGUGUAUUCUAACAUAUAAUAUAUAAUACGAUAUUCGUCCUAAAGUUUUUACUCAAUUACGAAUUAGGAAUUUUUCAAUUUAUCGUGUGCCAUUGCUAAGAACAAUUCAUGUACAUACACGCAUUAUAACUAUAAGUUAUACAUACAUAAAUAUAUAAAAUAUAUGAAUGAAUGCAACGCAGUCAAUUUUCUAUAACCAUUCGAUACCAAAUAUGAUUCAGUGUUAAAUAACUUUAAAUAUCUUUUAAGUGUAUAUCUGCCAGUUUAUAAGAUGGACUAUUAUGUAAAAUCUUGCUAAUAAUUGUAGUUUACUUAAUAAAAUAUGUAAAAAGUUGUAUCAAAUAAUACAAUACAUACAUCGUACGUCGUCGUUACAGGCAAAUGUAAAAAGGCAUUGAAGGCACACCUCAGUGGAUUGUGUACCUAACCUUGUACUGGGUAUCAGAAACAACCUUCUAUAAAUAUAAUACAUACAUUUAUUUGUAUAUACAAUUUUAAUUUUUUUUAUUAUUAUUUGUUAUCCAUUUUCUUAUACCCAGUACCUAUAUACAUAUUUAUAUAUUUUGUUAAAUAUAUUUUUGUGUCAAUAUAUUUGCAUAAUUUAGCUUUUAAGUCUAAUUAGAAUUACUGAAACCAACUAGGCACUAGAUUUAUAUAGGAUAACAAAUUAUGUGAUAAAAAAGCUUAAUGGAACGAAAAAUAUAUAUUUCUUUUAUAACGAGCCUGUAAUAUUAUGUAGAUAAUUAAUGGAAUGUAAUAAUUUUUAAUAAAAUAAGUUUUAAAAUGAAUCAUGUAAUUGUAUAAAUUGUAUUAAAUAUUCAAAAAGUUAUUGAGUAACGUUAACUGUUGUUAUAGCUUUAUGUAAAAAACCAAAAGUGUUAUUAUGUUUUUAAGAGUGACAAACUAUUUAGGAAAGUGGUAGUAAUGAAGGAGCCGUUUUAUAAAUAAGUAUACAUAAUUGUUAGAGAUGGAACUGUAUGGAUAUAAAUUAGUAAAUAAAUUAAAAUGUAUUGAAUUUAAUUGAAUUGAAGUCUUUCGUUCUGAACACCAAUUAUAAAUAAUUGUUAUUAUAUAUAAUUAUUAUGAAUAACGAUAAAAUGAUACAAUUUUGUUAUCAAAUUUCGCUAGCUUCGCCGUUAGCGUAAUUAGCUCAAAAUCAUGAUAUAUUGAUUUUUUUUUGUAUUCUUUUCAGUAUUGGCUCAAAGUAUUGUUUUAUGCGAUCUUAUGAUGUAUACAUUUACGUCUUGAAUGAAUUACAUUAAUAAAAAAAACAAUUUACAAUUUUAUUUUAUCAGUUCAGAAACGAACUUUACAUGAUGUAGAAACAAAUUAAAACUUUUUUAAUUUUAUUGAUGAUUUGUAAUGUGAGUUUUUGAAUAAAUCAUAACGCAGGAUACAUAUGUAAACAACUUGGUUCGGCUUUGAUAUAAUAAUGCUUGUAUGAGAAUGGCUCAGCGCUUUGCACAUGUACAAGUCCUAGCUGUUGCUAAUGUUGUCCACCGAAUGUUUUGUAAAUAACAGAUUCAUUAAAUGAUAAUGAUGAUUUAUAA
Nymphalis io (European peacock) is the source of this 6608-nucleotide messenger RNA. RefSeq names its product monocarboxylate transporter 13. Gene Ontology annotation, molecular function: monocarboxylic acid transmembrane transporter activity. The transcript has 14 exons. Gene Ontology annotation, biological process: monocarboxylic acid transport; transmembrane transport. Lineage: Eukaryota; Metazoa; Arthropoda; Insecta; Lepidoptera; Nymphalidae. Bases 61 to 2463 code for a protein of 800 amino acids. The record is from RefSeq and is a predicted model, not a curated record.